Molecule: messenger RNA, 1692 nt
Organism: Puccinia graminis f. sp. tritici CRL 75-36-700-3
Lineage: Eukaryota; Fungi; Basidiomycota; Pucciniomycetes; Pucciniales; Pucciniaceae
Exons: 6
Coding region: 1-1692 (563 amino acids)
Source: RefSeq, a predicted model, not a curated record
AUGAAAGCAGUCGCUGUCGACCUGAACACCCCCUACAUACAACUUGACAAGCUCAACUCGCUCACUCGGAGCAACCGAUCGAUGGUCAUCAAGGACUCGAAUCUAACCUUGAUACUCUGGUUCAUCAUUCUCGUCGUUCUUCUCUGCUCGUCUCCUUCGUGUAGUGACUCGAAAUCAUAUUGGGAUCUGUUUUUAGCACUUUACGUCGACAGGCCUCACUCUCACAAGUCGGUCAACAGCCCUCACUCUCACAAGUCGCUCCACACCCAUCCUCUCAGGAUGGUACCCAAAAGAAUCUGGCUAUCGUACAACAAUCAGCUCACUAGCGUUCUAGCACAAGAGCUCGAGUUUGUUGAUGACCUCGCCAAGGCAGCCAGAAACGAAUUCUCGCCUCACCUGCGUCACUUCGCCCCGUCUGAUAUCACCCUGCAUGUCAAUGAGGAUGCAGAGGCGCUGGCUACAGACUCAGCCCUUGUGGAAAUCGCGGCACAACUAUCCCCUUGCGGCGUCUCAAAGACUCCUCUUGUAGUGAAAGUAAAAUCGGACGUUGCCCGGGAGACUCCUCUUAUAGCGAAAGGUAUUCCUGCCAUAAUCUGGCUAUCGUACAACAAUAAGCUCACCAGCGUUCGAACACAAGAGCUCGAGUUCGUCGAUCACCUCGCCAAGGCGGCCAGAAACGAAUUCUCGCCUCAUUCAUCUGCCGCACCAGAGACUCCUCUUGUACUGAAAGUCCCAGACAUCAAAGCAGGAUCGAAAGUUGAAGAGGGCCUCAUACGCUUCUGGAAGGCUCUACCAGAGGCCAGUUUGGUUGUCGACGGGGAGGUGGAAUACUUGGAGCUAAAAGAGUCUUACAUUCUCGGAGACGAAAACCUUGGUGACCGCCUACUCGUGCGCCCUAUUUACAAAGAGCUCUGCGAGUUUUUUAAGGCCAACGCCUAUAAUCGAUGGGUCGUUACCGGUACUCCUGGGAUUGGAAAAACGUUUUUUUCCGUCUACUACAUGUGGAUCGCUGCGCGCGCGAAAAAAACUGUGGUGUGGCAGCCUCCCUUCCUUCCCGAACAUUUGUCCUAUUUGAUGACAUCCAGAGGCGUUGAACUGGUUGGUACUUGGGAUUCUGAGAUUACCGACGCUCUCGCAACAUCCGACGCAGUACACAUUGUGGAUGGUAAAGCUCCAAAAUUAAGAAAAGUCUGGACUCUCCUCGUCACCUCUCCACAGCACAAUCACUACCACCAAUUUCUCAAAGAGAACAAUUCAAAGCUAUUGUAUAUGCCGCCUUGGAGUUAUGAGGAAUUGCAAACUUGCAAAGCCAUCCUCUAUCCAGAUGAACGAAUAUUGCCCACAACGCUCAUGGACCGAGUUUUCGAAUGGUACGGCGGUGUGCCGAGAUACGUUCUUGCUCGGGCCUCAACCGAAUUCAAACGAAAGGGUGGCAACGAGGACGCUGCAUUUCAAGCGGUGAAUCAGAGACUGACCGAAGCCAUCAACCGAGGUGGCAUAAUGGAUGUUAUGAAAGCCUUUCAGGCCAAAACUCCCGAUGGACAAUUUUCACAUCGUGUGGUACACAUUUAUAGUCAUCCCUCUGGAGAACUCACUCGGUAUCACUUGUCAUGGGCAUCACACCAAGUUGAGAGUGCAAUGACCAAAAGAUGUGAGCAAGAACUUUGCAUUGACCUUCCGAACUUGCUCUGA